This is a messenger RNA of Diuraphis noxia (Russian wheat aphid), 1794 nucleotides long. RefSeq names its product ABC transporter G family member 23-like. Lineage: Eukaryota; Metazoa; Arthropoda; Insecta; Hemiptera; Aphididae. Gene Ontology annotation, cellular component: membrane. The record is from RefSeq and is a predicted model, not a curated record. Gene Ontology annotation, molecular function: ATP hydrolysis activity; ATP binding; ABC-type transporter activity.
AUGAGAUACGGACUUCUUGGGCCRAGUGGAUGUGGAAAAACGACUUUGUUGAAUUGUAUACUUGGUCUAACUACUUUGGAUGCUGGUAAAAUAUUUUUAAAAGCACAACGUCACUCGGAAAUAAGUUACAUGCCACAAGACAUAACGUUGCAUAAUAAUUUAACUGCACAUCAAACUUUCAUAUUUUAUGGAAAGUUAUACGGAAUAAAUGAUGAACAUAUAAAAAAGAGGAUUAACGAGUUAGUCCGUCUUCUGAGAUUACCAUCACUAAGCACGCAAAUUAAAAACUUAAGUGGAGGAGAAAAACGUCGAAUAUCGUUUGGGGUAGCAUUAUUCCAUGAUCCCAAAAUUAUGAUACUUGAUGAGCCCACCGUCGGUAUGGAUCCAGUUAUAAGGCAAAGCAUUUGGAAUCAUUUGGUUGAGCUCUCUCUGGAAGGAAAAACAAUCAUCAUAACUACGCAUUAUGUUGAGGAGGCCAUUAGAGCAAACGUGAUUUCCAAUAAAAAAUCUAAACAGGAAUAUUCAGUGGUUCUACCAUUUAGUAAGAAUCGAUUAAAAAACAGUUUCUCUUGGAGAAGAUUUCGAGCUCUAACAUAUAAAAAUGCAGCAGUUUUAUACAAAGAYCAUACAUUUUUAUUCUUUACAUUUGUUUUACCUCUGGUUCAAACUAUUGUGUAUAAUUUAUGUGUUGGACAUAACAUUCAAAAUGUAAAGUUGGGAGUGGUUAAUGAUGAAAUAAAAAACUGUAGCUCUGAUUUAUAUCAGCGAAAAUGUUUUUUAAAUGACCCAAAUAAUACAAAAUUGAGUUGUAUGUUUAUUGACCAUUUAAGAGCAUCCAAUAAUUAUUUGAUCUACUUCCCAAAUCUGAAGUCUGGUAAUGAUGCAUUAAAUUCCAAUUUUAUAUGGGGUUUAAUUUACUUCACUUCAAACUAUACAUUGACUUUGAAAAAUCGUCUCAAUAUCUUUGUCAAUAGUUAUGAUAUAGACUUUAGCUCAGUGCAAAUCACGUUAGAUUCAACCAAUUACAUCAUGAAAUUAAAAAUAAAGGACGAUAUAACUUCAACGUUUGUGAAAACAUUAAAAGAAGCAACUAAGUAUUGUAAUAUAAGUGAAAAACCAUAUUCUUACCCAAUUUCAAUUCAAAGUAUAGGAAACGUUAAAGUCACUGAAUUUAUUCAUUCAGCUUCUCCAGGAUUUAUAGUUUUAUUAGCUUUUUAUUUCCCAAUGAUUUUAUCAACUGGAUUACUGUUGUCGGAGAAAGAUGAGGGAAUAAUAAGUCGAAUAAUGGUUGCAGGGGUAAAAUUCUUUGAAUAUGUUGUGUCUGUAGUAUUUCUCCAGACAAUGGUCCACAUUAUACAAUCAUCGAUUGAAAUAUUUAUUAUGUAUUUUGUAUUUAAUAACCCAAUUUCAUCAAAUAACUUUUGGAUAUUUGCAAUGGCUAUAAUGAUUAUUGGAUAUCAAGGAAUGUUCGCAGGAAUAUUAGUAGCUACAGUAUCGAAAAAUUACACAAUGGCAACCCACAUUAAUAUGGGAACGAAUGUCUUAUUUUCAUGUUUAUGCGGACUUAUUUGGCCGAUGGAAAGCGCACAUCCUGUUUUAAAAGCUUUCAAUCGCUUUUUACCUUUAUCUAUUGCGUCGGAAACAAUUGGAAAUUUGACWCUUAAAGACUGGCCUUUACAUCAUCCUUUAGUUCUACGUGGAUUAAUAUUGACAAUUUUAUGGUUAAUAAUAUUUGCUGCACCAGUGUGUUUUUUUAGUUUAUUUAAAAAAGAUACAUGGCUCAAACCAAAAUAG